UAAUUAUAUUUUUAUUUAUUUUAGGUAAAAGUUAGUAAAUUUUUCUUGAAUUUCUUAGAGCUAAUUGCAAAAAGAGACAGUCAAUUCACAUUAUAAAACUUAUUCUAUUAUAAAAAAGUUUUUGCUCUGAUGUCUAACUUUCACUUUAACAUUAAUUAUAGACUGCAAAGUAAAUAGCAAUCAAGAUAAAUCUUAAAACUUGACAAUUUAAGAUCUUCUUCAACACUAUCAUCAUGCUAGCCUAAGGGCAUAGAGCACAUAUUAAUUAAUCGAAUGUGUGAGGGAAAGCUUAAGCAGCAAGACUUACUUAACUAAUUAUUUUCAAAAUAAUCUUCGAAACCUGAGUAAAGAAAACAAAAAGGAUUCUAUUAUGAGGACCAGCGCGAAGUAGCAAGCGUCAAAGAAUUUUUUCAUUUUUAUAAAUUAGUAUCCAGUGAAAAGAAUAACAUUUAAAGAUAAGAAUUUAAUGAAUAGCUGUAGAAAAAGACUUAGAAAAUUAUCCAUAUGCUGCAUGAAAAAAACCAAAACUACAAAAGUAAAUAAAUGAAUACUUCUGAAGAUGUUCCUAUAAAAUCUAUCAAUAUACUUUCACCAUAGAGCUCUAAAGAAAUUUUAAACUAGUCUCAAUAGUAAGUUUAUUUUAGCUAGUAAAGAUAAGCUGAGAACACUAUUAAUUAAAUAAGUAUCCCCUCAAGCGAGUAAAAACACUUACAUAAAAUUCCUUCACUAGAAUACAAGCAGAAUUUAUAAAAUCCAAAUUAAAUGCAAAGAAAAAGCAGUUUUAAAGCUCAAAAAAGAGCUAAUCCUGUUUUAGAAAUAGAUUCAACUGCAAAAAACUACUUUAUUUCCCCAUUUCCUAGUUAAAAAAAUUUAGUUAGCUAAGAUGAAUAGGAAAUACUUGCUUCUCAAAAUAAAUCAAUUUUUAUAUUUCCUAAAAAUGUAUAAACUAUUAGAUUAGAAACUAUUGCAUCUGAUAAUCUUAAUGAUAUUAAUAAAGUAGUAUAAUAGUAGAAACUACCUAGAUAACAUUACCAGUAAACCCAAGUCACAAAUCCUUCAACUAAUAUUAAUCUUUAACAAACUUAAAAAUCAUUAAAACAAAGAUAAAAUAACAUAGAAAAUUAGCUUAGAGUCAAAGAUCUUAAUCUAUCAGAUACCAGCUAGGGUAAAUUAUUAAGUAGCACUUUAUAAAGUAAUACAGCUUCGAGAAGAUAAACUAAUUUAAUUCCAAAUUCAGCUAGGUCAAAUGUACUUUCUCAAUAAAGUCAAAGAGGAAUAACAUUUUAAAGCGAUUAGGUCAAUAUAAAUACACCUUUUGUUUCAUCUGCUAACUAAAACAAACAAGAAGAAUAUUUAGUUGGUAAUUCAAUGUAGAACUAAAUUGAAUUUUAAAAUAGUAAAAUUCAGCAAUUAAUGAAUGAUUUUAAUGAUUCAAUCUUAGAACAAGAUUAAAAGUAAAUAGAUAAUCCAAAUGAGUAGCAAGAUUUCAAAAUGAAAUAACGUUAGAAUUCAGAUUAAAUUAUCAUCUAUGGCAAUUAAAACUCAUAAAAAUCUCUGUUUCUUAAACAAGUAACAAGAAAUAAUUCACUUGGUUCAUAACCUUACAUCGAUGCCCCAUUAUAGGGUGUGAAUUAAAAAGAAUUGAAAUAAGAUAAAGCAACAGUUUCUUUCUCAUUACCACAUUCUGCAUAAAAGAACAUUAUUAAUUAAAACCAAAAUACUACAUUGCUCAAGAGAUUUUCUUCAAUGGCUAAUUUAAAUUUUUAAAAUUCAUUAAACGAAUCAACUUGUAGCAUUCCAUAAAUCAGAGGAAAAUCUCAUUCUCCAUCUAAAGUAGAUUAAUUUAAAAGCUCUAGAGAAAUAGAAGUUGAAGAGAAUAACAUAGAAUCAAGCAAAAAAAAUUCUGUUAAAUAAUUUGAAAUAGACAGAAAAAAGAGUUUGUAAUUUACAAUGAAGCACGCUGACAAAUUUCUCCAUACUCAUGACAGCUUAGCUGGGACAAAAGCUAAUAUUUAAAGUAGAGAUAAAAAGUUGCAGUUCAUAGGCUAAAUAUUUAAAAGUGCAUCUAAUUUCGAUAUUAUAAUAUCAAAUUAAAUAAACUAAUCAAUCGAAAAGAAAAAGAAAUAGUAAUCUUAAUCGAGAAUAGGAUCUUCUAAAACAUACUUAGAUAAAGAAUUAGUUUAUGAAAAUUAAAAGCCCAUAAGAAUAAGUACAUUAGAAAAGGAAAACUUCAAAGAAGAAGCAAUUUAAUCAUAAGAAUCUGAAUUUGAGAUUAUAUCAUAAGCUUAAAUAAACAAUAAAAAAACGGCUUCAUAUGAAAAUUUUAGAAAACAAAGGCCAAAAAGUAGUUUUGAUAGCAAUAAAAUUAUAGAAGAAGAAAAUUAAAAUGUUCAAAUAAAAAAUAGAAAAACUGCCUUUCUAAAUGUUUAAAAAAUUAAAACUGAAAAUCUAAUAACAAAAGAUGGCAAAAAAUUCAAUAGCAAAGCUAUAAAGAAUUUAGAAAAAGAUAUUGGCAACAAUAUUUAAAAAAUAGACUCUCUAUUAGCCAACAAAACAGGUUAAAAUCUAUACCUAGAUGAAAAAAGAAUCAACAGUCCUCUAUCUUACACUUAAAAGUAAUUUCAUACUAGAGCUGAAGUUGUUAAACACUUUAAAAUAUAAAAAUACUUUGAUAUUUAAAAGACACUUGCAAUUGAUUAUUCUAAUGCCAAAAAAAAUAUUUAUUUCCAGCAGCAAGAUAAUAAAAUUUAUACAAAAAAUACAGAUUACAUAAAGUAUUUUCAUUGA
Messenger RNA from Tetrahymena thermophila SB210, 2787 nucleotides. RefSeq lists its product as hypothetical. Lineage: Eukaryota; Ciliophora; Oligohymenophorea; Hymenostomatida; Tetrahymenidae. The transcript has a single exon. The record is from RefSeq and is a predicted model, not a curated record.